AGAAAGUCUGCAACAGCCUCAACCACCCAGUGUGUGUGUUUGCAGCCUGCAUAGCUUGCUGGCGGACUGUCACCUUCUUCUCCACUUGAAACUUCCAUUACUUUGCAUGAGAUAAGCCUACUUACUAAUCGUUCUCCCGGCCGUGAAAGCGCGUCAGUGUGGCCGUGUUCAGUUUCUAGUACGUUUCUAGUGCGACUUGCGAAGUGAAGAAAUCUUCGGAAGUGGAUUGUAGAAAACUUCACCAUCACGAUGCGAGCGAUUAACCUCGAUACCUAUAGCCUGUCACUGCUCACGGCCAAAGAGGACAUUCUCAACCCCCGCUCAUCAACCAACUGGGCUCUAUUUACCUACGAUGGGGUCACCAACAACCUCAAACUGGCUGACUCUGGAGCGGGUGGAGUGGUGGAGUUGUCAGGGAAGUUCCACAUAGCCAGGCCUUUGUAUGGGCUCUGCAGGGCUGGCUCUGCCGAGACAGGAGGCCCUCGGGUCGCCAUGAUCUGCUGGGUCGGGCCAAACGUGGAUGAAUACCGCAGGACGGAAUGUGCCAGCCAUGUGCCCGCUAUCAAGGCCUUCUUCAAGGAGGCUCAUGUGUUUAUCAGUGCUGAGAGUACUGAGGAUGUCACAGAGGAGAAGAUAGGCACUGAGCUCAGUAAAGUCCGCCCCCAGACAGAGCAUGUCAGAAGAAGCAGUCGGUCCAAGGACAAGGAGGAGACAGUGGGCACUAACUACAGGAAGACUAAUGCUGCCAUGGAGAUGAGACGGGCCAACAGAGACUCCUUCUGGGCACGUGCAGAGCGUGAGGAGGAAGAGAGGAAGGAGGAAGAGCGGAAGCGAGCAGUGGAGGAGAGACGCCGUUGGGAGAAAGAGAGAGUGCUGAAGGAACGGAAAGAGGCUGACGAGAGGGAGAGGAAAAUGAACGAGAAACUACAGAUGAUCGAAGGGCAGAGGAGAAUGCAGGCCCAGCUGGAGGCAGAAGUGAGGAAGCAGGAGAAAUCAAGAUGGGAGCUGCAGCAGAGAGAGCAUGAGGAGGACAUGAGAGCUCGCUUGAGACGCAGCGAGUCCAUCGAGAAAGCAGCAGAGGCAGCAGUGCUGGUAUCACAGCGCUCCAUGAACCCCAGAGAGUUCUUCAGACAGCUAUCAUCCACAUCGUCCCAAAGCCCAUCCAGCCCCGGCUCCCCCCGUACAGGCAAACCUCCAUUAAGGCGGUACCAGCGCAGCCUGACCGACACAGCAUUCAUCUUUGGGAAAUGGGACGGCCCCACUCCGACGUCCCCCCGCAGUCCAACAUUGGUUUCACCCUUCUCCCGUGUCCCCGCCUCCCCCUUCCACCGCACCAUGUCUCCACCCAGCACCAGCUUCCGCCCAAUCACCUCUCCCCAGAGCCCCCGCGCCCCCCUGGUGUCCCCUCCCACAUCACCCCUCCACUCCGCCCCUGCUGUCUCAGCCCGGCCUACCCUCCCAUCACCCAGCCCCCAGCCCUCUGCCCCCCCAGCCUCUCCAGGCCUCCUAGCCACCCUGACCCCCACCAUUCCAGAGAACCAGUACCAGGCUCAGGUUCUGCCACCAUUUCCCCCGAUACCCCUCCCCAGUCCCAGCCUGAGUGCUCCCCCUCUCCACUAGUCUCCCUGGAGCCUGCCCCAGCACCACAGCCUCCAACUGUCCCCCUGCCAGAGAGUCCACUGCAGUCAACAGAGCAGUACACAGCCGUACAAGCCAUACUGGUGGAGGAAGAGGAAGAUGAGGAAGAACAGGCAGAGCCUGAGCCCAGUGUUGGGAAUACAGAGCCAAGCCCAAACAUGGAGGAGGGAGAGGAGGGCUCAGCACCAGAUUCAGACUCUUUAU
Messenger RNA from Oncorhynchus keta (chum salmon), 1842 nucleotides. RefSeq names its product drebrin-like. The transcript has 12 exons. Gene Ontology annotation, molecular function: actin filament binding. The record is from RefSeq and is a predicted model, not a curated record. Gene Ontology annotation, biological process: neuron projection morphogenesis; positive regulation of dendritic spine morphogenesis; positive regulation of axon extension. The coding region runs from base 250 to 1620 and encodes 456 amino acids. Lineage: Eukaryota; Metazoa; Chordata; Actinopteri; Salmoniformes; Salmonidae. Gene Ontology annotation, cellular component: plasma membrane; site of polarized growth; postsynaptic density.